AAUAAGAACUUACUGGAUUCUUAAAGGUAGCCGACCCCAAACCUCUUUACCAUCAUGUGUGACGAUGAGGAUACUUGCGCUCUAGUGGUUGACAAUGGCUCCGGCAUGGUCAAGGCCGGAUUCGCCGGAGACGACGCCCCUCGUGCCGUGUUCCCCUCCAUCGUCGGCCGCCCCCGUCACCAGGGUGUGAUGGUCGGCAUGGGUCAGAAGGACGCUUACGUCGGUGAUGAGGCCCAGAGCAAGAGAGGUAUCCUCACCCUCAAGUAUCCUAUCGAGCACGGUAUCAUCACCAACUGGGACGACAUGGAGAAGAUCUGGCAUCACACUUUCUACAACGAACUCCGUGUUGCCCCUGAGGAGUCCCCUACACUUCUUACCGAGGCUCCCCUCAACCCCAAGGCCAACCGCGAGAAGAUGACCCAGAUCAUGUUCGAGACCUUCAACACACCCGCCAUGUACGUCGCCAUCCAGGCUGUCCUGUCCCUCUACGCCUCUGGUCGUACAACUGGCCUCGUCUGUGAUUCAGGCGACGGCGUUUCUCACAUGGUUCCUGUUUACGAAGGCUAUGCUCUUCCCCAUGCAAUUCUGCGUGUCGAUCUCGCUGGGCGCGACCUGACCAACUACCUGAUGAAGAUCAUGACUGAGCGUGGAUACUCCUUCACCACCACCGCUGAACGAGAAAUCGUUCGUGACAUCAAGGAGAAACUCUGCUAUAUUGCUCUCGAUUUUGAAAGUGAGAUGAACGUUGCCUCUGCAUCUACUUCUCUGGACAAGUCUUACGAGCUUCCCGACGGACAAGUCAUCACCAUCGGUAACGAGCGUUUCCGUUCCCCCGAGGCCUUGUUCCAACCUUCCUUCCUUGGAAUGGAGUCGGUUGGUCUUCAUGAAACCGUGCAUAAUUCUAUCAUGAGGUGCGAUAUUGAUAUCAGGAAAGAUCUGUUCGCAAAUAUAGUUUUGUCUGGUGGUACCACCAUGUACCCUGGUAUCGCUGACCGUAUGCAGAAGGAAAUCACUGCUCUUGCUCCUUCCACCAUCAAGAUCAAGAUCAUUGCUCCUCCUGAGCGUAAGUACUCCGUCUGGAUUGGUGGCUCCAUCCUGUCUUCCCUCUCCACCUUCCAGUCCAUGUGGAUCUCCAAGGACGAGUACGAGGAAUCCGGCCCCGGCAUAGUGCAUCGAAAGUGCUUCUAAGCAGGGUCCUUGUUCUCGGAAACAUGACUCUAAUUUGGGGAAGAGAUUUUGCGGUCUGUUGCAGAAACGAUUCUAUCAUGUGGAUUGCUGUAUUUUAUAUAACGUAUGCAAUCGCCUUUUCUGUUAAAAUAAAUUUAUAUUACUGA
This is a messenger RNA of Penaeus chinensis, 1334 nucleotides long. RefSeq names its product actin-like. NCBI's taxonomy places the organism in Eukaryota, Metazoa, Arthropoda, Malacostraca, Decapoda, Penaeidae. The transcript is spliced from 2 exons. The record is from RefSeq and is a predicted model, not a curated record. The coding region runs from base 55 to 1188 and encodes 377 amino acids. Gene Ontology annotation, biological process: mitotic cytokinesis.